Molecule: messenger RNA, 994 nt
Organism: Eupeodes corollae
Lineage: Eukaryota; Metazoa; Arthropoda; Insecta; Diptera; Syrphidae
Product: putative nuclease HARBI1
Exons: 2
Coding region: 142-582 (146 amino acids)
Source: RefSeq, a predicted model, not a curated record
AAUGGUGCUGAGUAUAUUCGUGUAAAAUAAGGUCAUUUUUAAAUUAUUUAAAUUAUUUUACAGGCCUGUGACCACAAAAUAAGGAUAACUUGCGUUAAUCCCAGUUACGGGGGAAGUUCUCAUGACUCUGUUGUGUGGUCAAUGAGUAAAGAGAGAGCUUUUAUGGAAGAACAAUUUAGACAUGGGGAUAGCAGCAAGAUUCUCGGUGACGCUGGUUAUGCCUUAGAGCCAUGGAUGAUGACACCGUACAGGGCAGCUGCAAGUGGAAGUCGUGAAGUGAAUUUAAACACAGUUCACUCCAAGUGUCGAAACGUAAUUGAACGAUGUUUUGGCCUGCUGAAGAGAAGGUUUAGAUGCAUUUUGCAAUCUAGACAGUUGCAUUAUCGUCCGGAGAAGGCUGCACGCAUUGUAAAUGUAUGUGCUACGUUGCACAAUGUGUGUAUAAAAUUUAAUACCCCGUUGGAUGAAGAAUUUCAAUCACAAGUCAUGGAUGAUGUCUCAGACUUAGUUUCCACAUCUGAAGCAAAUAAUUAUUCCAAUAUUUCAAAACAAAUAAGAAAUCGAAUAAAAGAUAGCUUGUAAAUAAAGUAAAAAUAUUUGUUUAUUAAUUAAAAAAAAUCACAUUCGAUGUUUUAAAGUAUAUAGGUAUCCUAAUUAAAAAUAAAAUAAAAAUAAAAACGCAAUUCAAUUGCUAAAAAAAACAACAUUCUGGUUGUUCAUCACCUUUGACAUUUUGACUAGAAAUGCUUCGAUUAGGACUUGAAUCCUCAUUGGAGUGAUAUGCACUCGUGUCCAUUUGUUCGGGACGAUUUUCCUCCUGGCACCCAUAUGAAGACACAUUCAUCCCAGUCUCACAUGCCUUCAAAUCAAGAAGCUUUAUUAUGUCUUCUUCAAGGGGAGAGAACGCGUGUUGAGUAUUUGGCCCAUCACCUGUUCCACGGAUGCAUUUGGUGUUGUGACGAAGUUUUCUUCUUAUGUUGUAUUUGAAAUCCUU